AUGAGGAAAGGGAAGUUGAGGCCUGGGAGGUUUGAGGCCAGCUAUGACCCAGGAGCCCAGAGCAGCAGGGACUGUCCUCACCAUGGCAAUAGGAACACAGGUCCUGGAGUCGGGCGGGGAGGCGGCCCUGGGGGCGGGCCGGGGCGGGGCCGGCGGUUGACACCCUGGCGCACGCGGGCCCCUCGCCGCAGACAAUACGCCUCCCGGCUCGAGCGCUGCGGACGCCGCCGCCGUCACCACCCGCCGCCACUGCCACCGCCGGACGCGAGAGAAGAAAUGUAUCAAGCAAGACCCCUCUCUAGGAACCUCUUUUUGUACACCUUCCUACAAAACCAUGGCCCAGGCUUCCUGGAAGACCAAGACUCAGGGCUCCCCGGCGUGACCAGUAUCUUGGAGUUCCACCCCGUCUCCCCCCACAGUGACAGUCCACACUACCUGGCCAUGCAGCUGGCCUCCAUUGCCGACGAGAUGGAGCUGAGGUUGCUGCUGCCCCAGUUCGAUGAACCCUUCUGGAUGACCACGCACAGCUUGUUUUUCCCCUACAGCCACGUAGGGCUCAGGGAUGUUCUGAGAAGCCUUAUGGCUGCUUUCACCAACCUCAGGGAGAGCCGAAGGCUCUGGAGCUUCCUGACUCUCAGGGACCGGGUGUCGCCCAGCCUGUGGCCCGAGCUGGCGCUUUCCCUGCUGGUGGUGGCGAUGCUCAGCUGGGGGUGCCGCCUCCACUGA
Messenger RNA from Rangifer tarandus platyrhynchus (Svalbard reindeer), 726 nucleotides. The record is from the annotation of a GenBank genome assembly. NCBI's taxonomy places the organism in Eukaryota, Metazoa, Chordata, Mammalia, Artiodactyla, Cervidae.